AUGGAAACGAAGCUAAAGAGACCGGCAUUUCAGCCUUAUAUUCCUGUUCACCGACGCAAUCAAGUAGAGAAAGCUACUGUGCCAUCACCACCACCGUCAGCUCGAGCAUCGCCCAAGGAGGAUACCGAAGUAAAGCGACGUGGAAGAGGUCAAUUCAGAGCUCCUCUGAAUGAAGACAAUGAAGUCAUUUCAAAUAACAGCAGAAUCUUGAGAGAAGAACCCAAGACGUCCAAUAAUGAUACUAUCGAGAAAUUGACCGAGAAAGUCAAGAAUUUAGCGAUCGAGACGCCUGACGACAAAGAUGAUUGGGAAGAAGAGUGGGAGGCAUCAGCCGAUCAUUUCAAAGUGAAAGCGAAAAUACAGACACCAGCCAAGCCAAAACCAAAAGAGUCAGCAAUACCCAUCAAUGAUGAAGAGUUGACGACCACACUUGACUGUUAUGAUUUUCCAAGCUCUUUCAAAACGCAUCAUUUGCAAGAUAUGUUUAGAGAAUAUGAAUCAAUGAGAGGUGGAUACAGUAUAAAAUGGGUUGAUGAUACCAGAGCAUUGAUUGUCUUUGAGCAUCCAAACACAGCAAAAAAAGCUUACAUAGAUCACAUAAAUAGCCCAAUCAUCAAGAUUCGACCUUACAAAGGUCGAGUGGAGAUCAAGCCAUCUGGGCCUAUUCCACGUCGACCUGUAACAACUGAUAUGGUUGCUAAACGAUUAGUGCAUAGUGCUUUAGGGGUGAGAUCAACGAAGACAGCGGAACAACGACAAGCCGAGAAAGAGUUGCUGAAAGCAGCAAAAGAACAACGACUCGCACAAAAGGCAAAUAAUGCAGCGAGAGAAAAGCAAAUUGCUAGUGCAUUUGAUGAAUAG
Messenger RNA from Mucor velutinosus, 861 nucleotides. RefSeq lists its product as uncharacterized. The record is from RefSeq and is a predicted model, not a curated record. Lineage: Eukaryota; Fungi; Mucoromycota; Mucoromycetes; Mucorales; Mucoraceae. Gene Ontology annotation, molecular function: nucleic acid binding. The coding region runs from base 1 to 861 and encodes 286 amino acids. The transcript has 6 exons.